AUGCCACUCGACGACCGCUCUACCUCAACCACCACCACUACCACAACACCAACCACCACCACCACCACAACACCAACCGCCCCCACCGCCACCGCCAAAUCCACCUUCAAACACCUCUUCACCUUCACCCCGCCCCAGCACACCCCGCUCCUCGCCCUCUCCCUCACCACCGCCGCCCUCGUCGCCGCCGGCCGCACCGUCUACGCCGUGCUCCUCGGCCGCAUCUUCGACGUCGUCACCCGCUUCGGCGCCGGCCUGCUCCCCCCCGCCGACUUCCUCGCCCAGAUCGCCCAGUGGGCCGUGUGGAUGUGUGUUUUGGGGGUUGUGGUCUGGGUGGUUUCCACCGUGGAUGUGGCUGCGUGGGUGGUGGGUGGGGAGUUGAGGGCGAGGGUGGUUAGGGAGGAGGUUUUCCGGGGGUUGGUGCUGGGGAGGGGGGUGCAGUGGUUUGAGGGGCGGGUCGAGGGGGUGGGUGGGUUGGGGGUCGGUGUUGCUACGCAAACGAGGGAGUUGCAGACCGCCACCUCCCAGACGCUGGGGUACCUCGUCUGUGAUGUGUUUGUGUUUGGCGCUUGCAUCGUGGUGGCGCUCGUCUACUCGUGGAAGCUGACCCUUGUCAUGCUGGCGACGGGCGUGCCGUCCGCCCUCAUUCUCUGGGGUAUCAGCCGCUUCCUCGACCCGGCGAUUGAGGGUCAGAAACGGGAGCUCGCGCAGGCCGCUAAGCACGUUACUGCCGCCACUACCGCCAUCGACCUUGUCAAGGUGUACAACGGGGCUGACCAUGAGGCGUUUCAGUUCGUCUCGGCGAUUCGGAGGUCGGCCGAGUUCUAUUCGCGGCAGGUGCUGUGUAACUGCGGGCAGAUGAGCUACGUUAAGAUGUGGAUGAUCAUGUUGUUCGUGCUGGGGUUCUACGUAGCCGUCGUGCUGGUGGGCCGUGGGGAGCUCACGCCAGGUGAUGCGCUGACCACGUUUUAUGCCGCGCUCAUUGCCUUUCAGUCCAUCGAGACGCUCGGCCCGCAGUGGCUUGUUUUGGCGAAGGGCAUGGCGGCGGGGCAGUUACUUCAGGGGCUCGUCAAGGAGGGGGAUAGCGGGCCGGCAAAGCAGGCUACCGGCUGGUUGAAGCCUUCAUGGUGUUCAGGGGAGAUCAAACUCAGCAACGUCAGCUUUGCAUACCCGUCCAACCCCGCGAGGACAGUCAUCCACUUGUCGAAUCUCAAGUUCGAUGCCGGCCAGCUUACCUUCCUCGUCGGCAGCAGCGGUUCCGGCAAGAGUACGCUAGGCAAUCUGCUCGUGCGGUUUUACGAGCCCUUUGCAGGACGAAUCACCCUGGACGGAACCCCCAUCACAACGCUCAACCUUGACUGGCUCCGGCGAAACGUCACUCUCAUCCAACAGUCCAGCUCUCUGUUUAGUGAUUCUCUAUUCCAGAACAUUGCACUCGGCUCCCCGGAACCCGAAACUGUUUCGCCUGACGCCGUUCGAAGCGCCUGCAGUAUGGCUCUCCUCCAAUCGACCAUUGCCGGCUUGCCUGAUGGAGUGAGCACGACGAUCGGCCCUGGUGGCUACAGUCUCAGUGGGGGACAGAAACAGCGGCUGGCCCUUGCCCGCGCCAAACUCCGAGAUCCCCCUGUGCUGAUCCUAGACGAGAUCACGACUGGUCUGGACCCCAUCAGCAGGACUCUAAUCAUGGAGGCCAUUCGCGCGUGGAGGAAGGGCAAGACAACCAUCGUCAUCACCCAUGAGGUCAACCAUAUUGGGGACGAUGAGUACGUGUAUGUGCUUGCCGAUGGAUCAGUGGCCCAAGAGGGGCUAAGGCGCGACAUCGAAGAAGACGAGGCAGGGCUUUUUGCUUCAUUCGUUGCCUCGGCCGACAACGCCUCCUCCAGCGGCUCCGUAUCUGGUAGCGACAGUGAGAGUGAAUUCGACUCCGAUCUCCCUGAAGACGACCCCGUUGAGGAGGCUCAGUACGCCAAGCUACUCCGCGGCGCCCUCGUCGACAACCGAGCAAUGUCCGUGGGCCUAUUUCGGAGGAUCUCGCUGAGGGCUGAACCCAGUGUGUUGGACUCCCAACUUCACAAGUCCAUGUCUCGCAAAAGUACCAGGCGAGGCAAGCCCUACAAACCAGACCGCAAGUCCAUGUCCCAUCAGACGGAUAUCGAUCCCUCGGAGCUUGGCAAGAUGAGCCGCAGUUCGAGCAUCCACGCCGUUACCCAACGGGGCUUGGGCGUACAGAGGAGUAGGACUCUGAAUGCACGCCUGGCUCCAGAGGUUGAAAUGGAUGCGAACCGCCGGCCUUCGCUCGACUCACUAGAACGGUUUUUUCUCGAGCGCCUUGCUAAGCACAAGGACCGGGACAAACCAUCCAAGGGGCGUCAGCUUCCCUCCCUUACCGCCAUCCUGAAAACCGUCUGGCCAACGUUGGACGUGGUGGGUAAGGGGCAGCUAAUUCUCGGCAUUAUGCUGUGUCUCGUCAUCGCGGCCAGUAACCCCGUGUUCUCCUUCUUCUUCGCCAAUCUCGUUGGCGAAUUCUGGAUUUCUGGCGAAGAAAGCUCAGUCUCGCUAUGGGCUGGUCUCCUCGCGGCCAUUGCCGUCAUCGACGCAAGCGCCACCUUCUUCGGUUACUUUCUCAUGGAAAAGGUGGCCCAGAAAUGGGUCAAUACUCUGCGUGCCGAGGCGAUUAAACGUAUCUUGAGCCAACCCAGGUCAUGGUUCGACAAGUCGAGUCAUUCCCCUGCUCGCAUCACCCAGUGUCUCGACCGCAACGCCGAGGAGAUGCGCAAGCUCGUCGGCAUGUUUGUGCCCAUCCUUCUGACCAUCACCGCCAUGAUCCUAGCGUCGCUGAUCUGGGCGCUGGCUAUCCGGUGGGACCUCACCCUGGUGACGCUCGCCGGGUUGCCGGUAGCCAUGGGAGCAGCACGAGCCAACUCGCUGGUGAGUGACAAGUGGGAAGCUAUCUGCGAGGAAGCUGCGUCCUCUACUCAAGCUAUCCUGACCGAGACUUUCGCCAACAUCAAUGUCGUACGUGCCUUGACGUUAGAGCGGCACUUCUACGACAAGCACAGCCGUUCCGCAUCGGCCACCUACCGUCUCGGCGUGAAGCGUGCGGGCUUCGUUGGACUCUUUUACGGCGUGCACCAGUCCAUCAUCUUCUUUCUCACAGCUCUCGUCUUUUACUACGGCGCCAAGAUCCUCAGCGAGGGCCUCACCACGGUGACGGACGUAAUCAGAGUCAUCAACCUGCUCCUCUUCUCUCUCGGCACGUCCGUUGCCAUGUUGGGGAACGUUCCGCAGAUUGCCGCCGCCAAAACGACAGCCGUACAGAUGCUUUACUACGCCAACCUGUCGCAUACCGCAAGCUCCGAAGCGCAGGGCGAGAAGCGGUUGUUAACCCCCCUUCCAGUCCGCAUGACCAACCUCCGAUUCGCUUACCCCGGCGCUCCGCAAACCGAAGUCCUGCGCAACAUCAGCCUCCAAAUCGACGCCGGUACAUGUACCGCGAUCGUAGGCCCCUCGGGCUGCGGCAAAUCCACCAUCGCAAGCCUCCUCCUACGCCUGUACGACCCCCUCCCCCCACCACCACCGCGUCCAACCGCCCCCCCACCAACAUUUAAAUUCGACGCCCCCAUCUCGCCCAUCCUCGAGUCCCCGAUAACCCCCCACACCCAAAUCCACCACCUCUCCCUCCCACCACACCCCCUCACCUACGCCUACACGCCCGCCCCCACCCUGCACACACCCUCUCUCCGCAGCCACAUGGCCUACGUGCCACAAACCCCCUUCCUCUUCCCCACCACCGUCCGCGCCAACCUCGCCUACGGCCUACACGACGCCUCCCCCCUGCGCAGCGCCUCCAACCUCGCGCGCGCCGCGCACCAGGCAGGCAUCCACGCGUUCGUCGCCUCGCUGCCGCAGGGGUACGACACGCCGUUGGGGGAUGGUGGUUUGGCCGUGUCGGGGGGCCAGGCGCAGCGUUUAUGUAUUGCGCGCGCGCUGGCGCGGCGGCCGAGGCUGUUGGUGCUGGACGAGCCGACGAGUUCGCUGGAUGGGGAGGCCGCCGCGGAGGUGAGGCGGGUUGUGAGGGGGUUGGUGGAAGGGGAGGGGGAGGGUGGGAGGGGGAUGGCGGUUGUGGUGGUGACGCAUAGUAAGGAGAUGAUGAGGGUGGUGGAUCGGGUGGUGAUGGUGGAAGGGGGGGUUGUGGUGGAGGAGGGGGGGUAUGAGGAGUUGGUGGCGAGGGGUGGGAGGUUUAAGGCGUUGGUUGGGGGUGGGGUUUGGACGGGGGAUGGUGAUGGUGUGGGGAGGGAGAGUAGGAGGGGUGGGAGGAUGGGGGGUGGCGAGGUGGAUGUGGCAAAGGUGAGGGCGGAUACGCUGAGGCAGUUGGAGGGGGAUGUUUCGGAGGCGGAGGAUUAG
Chaetomium fimeti is the source of this 4404-nucleotide messenger RNA. RefSeq names its product P-loop containing nucleoside triphosphate hydrolase protein. Gene Ontology annotation, biological process: transmembrane transport. The record is from RefSeq and is a predicted model, not a curated record. Gene Ontology annotation, cellular component: membrane. The transcript is spliced from 3 exons. Bases 1 to 4404 code for a protein of 1467 amino acids. Lineage: Eukaryota; Fungi; Ascomycota; Sordariomycetes; Sordariales; Chaetomiaceae. Gene Ontology annotation, molecular function: ABC-type transporter activity; ATP hydrolysis activity; ATP binding.